AUGGGACGAAUACCAAUGGGUGCGACUGAUUUUUCAAGAGGACCUUAUAGUUAUGCAGAGAUUGUAGACGAUAAUAAACUGGAACAUUUUGCAUUAAAAGAAGAAGAUUACAAGUUAAAAAUUCCUGUUCUUCGCAAAGCUUUAGAACUAAAUCCACAAUUAAAUAUCAUUGCAUCUCCAUGGACGUGCCCAUUUUGGAUGAAAUCAAAUGAUAACUACGCAUUUAUGGGCGUUUUAAAACACAAGUACUACCAAACCUAUGCUGAUUAUUAUAUCAAGUUUUUAGAGAAGUAUUCAGAGGCUGGCGUAAAUGUUUGGGGCAUUACUACUGGAAAUGAACCGUGGAAUGGCUUUUGGCCCUUUCCGUUACCUAUUCUAGGAUGGUUCAUGGCAGAUGUUGCAAGAUGGGUGCGUAAAAACCUGGGACCCACGAUAAGAAGUUCAAAACAAUUCAACGCUACAAAAAUUAUCAUUCAUGAUGAUCAGAAGAUAUUUUUACCUCGUUUAACUAAGUUUUUUCGUGACGACCAAGCCCUUUCCUACGUAGAUGGCGUUGGUGUGCACUGGUACUUAAACAAAAUAACACCAAAAGCUUUCUUAAACUUCGCAAAAACACCGAAAAAGGAUUUGUUUAUCAUAGGCACCGAGGCAACAAAUGGUUUCUUACAAUUUCCAUCUGUCGAACUAGGAUCAUGGUCUCGAGCUGAACGUUACGCUGAUGACAUCUUCGAUGACUUAGAAUACGGUGCAGCUGGAUGGAUAGACUGGAAUAUCGCUCUUGAUAUGUACGGUGGACCAGUCUACACGCAUUUUCACGCAGAUUCGACGAUAAUAAUCAAUUCUGAUGCUGAUGAAUUCUAUAAACAGCCAACCUACUACAUCAUGGGCCAUUUUUCCAAGUUCUUAUCGCGCGGAUCCCUCCGUAUUUCUGUUGAAACUGCCUUACAUAACAAAAGAAUCAGAGUUUUGGCAUAUAAACGUCCGGACAACGGAAUAGUAUUAAUAAUCUACAACAAGUCCGAAGAUAAUGUUAAUCUCAACAUCAAAGACCUGCUAAAUGGUUGUGCAACAGUCAAGAUUCGUGCAAAAUCGAUCAGUUCACUCGUCUACUGGUAAUCCAGCAAAUCUACGGCAACAAGACAUUAAAACUUGUAUAAUUUAUUACAUCAAACUUAUGCUUACACGCUAUACAUAACAAAAAUAAGUGUUUUGACGAGAUACGAGAGAGAUACAGAAAAUGAAACGUAACAUUUACAUGAUUUCACUAAAUAACUUAAAGUCUCUUUUGCGCGUUGAAUUUCAGUAGCCGUUGUCAUCGUCAAACCAAAACAAAACAGAUAAAUAUAAAUAUAUUUCUAUUCCGAUCA
Messenger RNA from Dalotia coriaria, 1367 nucleotides. Its product is annotated as putative glucosylceramidase 3. Lineage: Eukaryota; Metazoa; Arthropoda; Insecta; Coleoptera; Staphylinidae. The coding region runs from base 1 to 1116 and encodes 371 amino acids. The record is from RefSeq and is a predicted model, not a curated record. Gene Ontology annotation, molecular function: glucosylceramidase activity. The transcript has 7 exons. Gene Ontology annotation, biological process: glucosylceramide catabolic process.